AUGAGGGACAUGCCUUCAGCUCCACCCGAAGCCACUAUGCAGGAGCAUCAUAUUGUCAAGGCAGAUGAGGUCGACCAAACUGGGACUGAUAUAUCGCCAGUUUCAGACGACCAACUCAUGGAGGACGUGGCUGAGGGGCUCCGCCAGGAACAGGCCUCACAGGCCGCACCCGCUUCCGAGAUGGCGCCCCCUGCGCCCGAAAGAUCCAUGAAACGACCCGAGCUUCGUCGUGAAGGCUCUGCUCCGCCUCCUCCAAUGCAGCCGCCCCCUCCAGCUCCCCCCCAGGAGACUACGGAUCGGGGUGCGAGCUCCCUGAGCUUAUCGGACUUGCGGAAGCUUGUGGGUGAAAUGCCCAAGAUCGAACAACCAGCCUAUGCUUUUGAAUAUGCCGACGCCCAAUCAUUCCCCGAUGAGCUCGACGAGUGGUUCCAGUAUAACGCCUUUGAUCGUGUCAUGUUGACAGGCACGAAAGCGACUUUUAACCAGAAAUGGCCUGCGUUUUGCCAGCAACGCCAGCGAGACACUCCCGGGUUGUCUUGGCUUGACGCAUCCAAUGAUUUACGUCGCUCGUUUAUUUCUCAGAUGCUUGAGGAUUUGCAGCUUGCUGAAGUCUCCGCGCGAUUGGAAGCCCUUGAAACCAUUUGCUAUGUCGUGACUGGUGUAUGGGGUCUCAGCGGUGGGAGAGUAGCGCCCGACUAUCCUGCGGAUGGAAAUUCCGAGUCAGCAGCUGAAACACCACCGGUCAAUUCAAUGCAGAUUCAGUGCAUCGAGCAGAAUGUUUCCCUUCUCCAGGAAUGCUCGGGCGUUACUGCCUUGGUACAGUACAUGUGCCGUCUUUUUGAUAAGACCCGCUCGGCACUCGGAUCGGACUCCAGUGACGCUGAUUACGAGCGAAUUAGCCCUGGCGAUAUUGCGGCACCGGAGCGUGAGGCCAAUUUAGUCCUUACAAGUUUAUACUUUGCCGUGGAAGUGGGUCGCAGGCAACAGGCGCGCGACCCUCAGUGCAGCUCGAUCCGCGAUGCACUGACCAGCUCAAAUCCUAGUCUGUUGGUCUCCAUUGUUGAAAUCAUCGCUCGAUUGCGCUGGGACGAAUCUGCCAAUAUCCCGCUGACUAGGAUCCUGCUGUUGUUGUGGAAGUCACUGCUUCUCGUCUUUGGCGGGACCGACGAUUUAAAACGUGCAAAGGAAGUACUGGAGCCUGCUCUUUCCUCUGAGAAGGAUGAUUCCAAACGCAGGACUCCGUUUUUACAUGCCUCUCCUCUGGACUACCAUCUCUUCCGUCAAGAAAUCACUUCCAAAUACCCAGCUUACAACCCUCCGCCACUUGUCGUUCCACUAGAAAUGGAAAACAAUUCCAUUCUACCCCCUCUUCCACAUAAUGUGGCCAGGAUGAACUCGUCCAGUGGUAUCUUUUGUGGUGUUGCCCCAUCGAUCUCCAGUGGAAAUGGCUCUAUCCUUCAACAGGCCGUUCACAUUGCAACCCCGGCCCCAUCCCCACCGCCGUCCCCCGCCGGCCCAGGAGGAAAGGCUGGGAAGAAACAGAACUAUCAGACGAAUCAGAACUUCCCCUUCAUGUACCCUCCCCUGGAUGAUUCCAGCAACCGCAUAGGCGGGAAGGGCACAACGGAACGCCAGGAUGCCUUGGUUGGAAAGAGAUGGGAAGGCAGCGAUGUCCCUGCGUCAAUUAUUGAAGCCGGAAAGCUGUUCUCGACACAUGUGAAAAUGACCCGUGCGAUGCGACAGCUUUGGCAGGAGCGUGAACACUUUAUGCAGUACGACCGUGGCUGGAACUCCGAGGACGCUGCUCACUUCCCUGAUAACAUCUCGGAUGACCUACCAGAUGAUUUUGAACAUUUAGAUUUGUCGGGUGACGAGGAGAAGGCCGAGCCUAAACCCAAGCCGGCAGAGAAAGAGACAGAUGACCCCGAUAUCCAGCGGCGCCUGGAUGCGGUCGACUCGUUUUAUUCCAUUACCAUCGUAUUCUUGAAAAUUAUCCUGACAAAUGUCAGCGCAGUGGUCAGCCAGGCUACUAGCCAGACUACGCAGGGCAUGAGUAACAGUCAUUCCAUGAAUAGCUCCUCUCACAAUCUCCUUUCUGAUGCAUCCAUUGAUGAGCUAGACAACAUUCGUCUCCGCGAGAUCACCGGGAAAGCCGUGUCUGGAAUUCUGUUGCUUCUACUUAAGUGGUUUAAGCGAUCUCAUAUCUUGAAAUUUGAAUAUAUGACACAGCUAUUACUUGACUCAAACUAUAUCCCCUUGAUUCUCAAAAUGUUUGCACACCAAGACGUUGACCAAACGGUGGCACAUAAAAAUGACCGCGAAGACUUGUCGUAUGUUACCCAACCCCAUUCGCUUCUAGCUCACCCACUGACGAAAACCAGCUUCUUCCACUUCUGUCAAAGCAACACCGACCUCCCCCUAGAAACUGAAGAAGACUCCUGCGGCGACACGGAAAGCGAAGACGAAGCCAUGCCGCCCCCAAUCGCCCGCCAUCGCUUGGAUCCAACAGCAAACGGCAGCAUGCCAGGCCUCUCUGAAGAAGAAUCCCUAACUGAUAUCCUCAACGGACCGGCACGUCCCGAAGUCGACGAACUAGGCUACCCAACCGCGCCCCUCCCCAAAGAACCAAUCAAAGUUUUCUCCUUCCGAAACUUCUUCUCCGCCAUCAACUACCUUCACGUCAUGCAAAAGAUCACACGCAACAAAGCCCACCGCUGCCUCCUACUAGUGCAGUACAAAUCAAGCAACAUCCUCCGCAAGGGUCUCAAGAUCCCAGACCCACACCUCCGCUUCUACACCCUCAAACUCUUCAAAUCCCAAGUCCCCUACUGCGGUCGCAAAUGGCGCCAGAGUAACAUGCGCGUUAUCACCGCUAUCUACCUGUACUGCCGCCCCGAGUUGCGCGACGACUGGCUCGCCGGCUCAGACGUCGAUGCGGAGGUUGAAGAGGCUUUGCCGUUGGAACAGGCGCUUCGUGGUCUUACCCACUGGUGGCAUCUGCGUCAAUACAAGGAUGUCAUGGGCGGUGAUGAGGGUGCGUCUAUGAUGGAGGAAGAGCGUGAUUUCUUCGUUCGGGAACUCGAGUCUAUGGGCUGGGGUGCUGCUGAUGAGAUACUGGGUGGGACCUGCGAGGAGGAGGUCAGUGCUCCUAUGAUGCAGCAGGGCAGUGAAUGGGAGGGUGUUCCCCUGCCUAUGGAGGGGUGGUCGUGA
This is a messenger RNA of Penicillium concentricum, 3210 nucleotides long. RefSeq names its product FAR11/STRIP family protein. The record is from RefSeq and is a predicted model, not a curated record. Lineage: Eukaryota; Fungi; Ascomycota; Eurotiomycetes; Eurotiales; Aspergillaceae. Gene Ontology annotation, cellular component: cytosol. The coding region runs from base 1 to 3210 and encodes 1069 amino acids. Gene Ontology annotation, biological process: cytoskeleton organization. The transcript is spliced from 4 exons.